AUGGCUUUAGCAGAAAAGGUGUUGAGGAAAAUUCAUAAAUUGAAUUUAGUCCCAAAAGCAAUCAAGCUACUACCUCGCCUUUCAUUUAUCGUGGCUAUUUUGAGUAUACUAUGGCUAGUAACAUUACCGCAAGAUGGAAACUAUCGUAAUUGUUAUAUUUCCGAAAAUGCAUUGAUGCCAGGACAAGUCACGUCUUAUUUCCGAGAGAGUGAAUGGAACAUUGUACGUGGGUAUAGACACGAAAUUAAACAACUUGAACUGCAACCAAUUGAACAACGUAAUGAAGCUAUUACAGCAUGGUUACAAGAUUUGGGUUUGCCGGUUUCGCGACACCAUAAUGGAUUCACUAAUGAUACACUUUACUCGAUUAUGCAUGCAUCGCGAGGUGAAAAUACCGAGGCUAUGGCGUUAGUUGUACCGUGGGUAAAUUCAGAUAAUGAAUUCAAUGAAGGAGCUAUGGCACUUGGUAUGGCAUUGAUGCGUUAUUUUCAAAGAAUUUCCGUGUGGUCAAAAAACAUUAUUCUUGUGAUUCCCCCCGAUGGCAAACAGAGCUUAAGAUCGUGGGUUAAUGCAUAUCAUACAAGUUUGGAUGAUACAGCUGGGUCAAUAGAAGCAGCCAUAAUUAUGGAGUAUGGUAAGCAGGGUGAUGGUUUUCAAUACUAUGAUAUGUUCUAUGAAGGUUUGAAUGGUCAAUUGCCUAAUUUAGACUUACUAAACACCGCUAACCAAAUUGGCCAACAUGAAGGUAUCAGUUGUAGUAUACAAGAUAUAAGUGAUCGAGCAAUCAACUUUACAAAUCGAUUGAAGACUUUAUUUUCUGGAAUUUUGAGAUUAGUGAUUGCUGGAUCUAGAGAUGUUCAUGGUCAUGAAGCAUUUUCAGGAUGGCAGAUUCAAGCAUUCACAAUCAAAGCUAAAGGAACCCAAGGACACGAUGUGACUCAAUUUGGUCGAAUCGUUGAUUCUACAUUCAGAUCAGUCAAUAACUUGUUGGAAAAAUUUCAUCAAUCAUUCUUUUUCUAUUUGAUGUUGAGUCCAAAGCAUUUUGUUUCUAUUGGAACUUAUUUACCUAGUGCAGUGAUGUUGGCGGUAGCAUAUGCAUUUGGUGCAUUAAAUGCGAUAUUGAAUUCGGGUAUCGAUUUGGAUCAAAUUCCACAAAAUUUGAGCAAGUUGUUGAUUAUUGCGGUGGUCGCAGAGGUUGUGUGCGUUGGUUUAUCCGUCAUCAUACCGCAAGCAUCAAAAGAAACGUUAAAUCACGUUCCCUUGGCACUCCUGAUAUUACCUGUCUUUGUUGUAAGAAGUCACGGACACUCUUCGACCGCUACAAGUUUUGCAUUGAUCGGAUUAGCCUUAUUGAUUAUUGCAUUCUUAAUAACUGCUUUACUAAUUGUCCAUUUCGCAUUGGCACUCACGAUUGGUUUAUUGGCAAUACCAUUGACAUUUGUGCCCACCGUGAUACAAAAAAAUAGGAAAUUGGCUAUCCUGUGUUUGUUCAUUUCAAAUCCAUUCUUUGUAUUCGUUCUUGCUAAUGGAUACUUUGCUGAGGAAUUCUUUCCAAACUUGAUUGCUUCAUGGAACCAAUUGCAAUGUUGGACUUGGUUGGUUAUUAUUUUAGGAUGGUUUCCUGCUUGGUUAAUGAUUGCUUAUGCUACAACUGGGAUCAGUACAACCCCUGUUGUUUGCGAAAUUGAAAAGAAUGAAAAGGAUGAAAAGGAUGAAAAGUUGUGA
Messenger RNA from Lodderomyces orthopsilosis Co 90-125, 1725 nucleotides. Its product is annotated as GPI-anchor transamidase subunit. Gene Ontology annotation, cellular component: GPI-anchor transamidase complex; membrane. The coding region runs from base 1 to 1725 and encodes 574 amino acids. Gene Ontology annotation, biological process: attachment of GPI anchor to protein. NCBI's taxonomy places the organism in Eukaryota, Fungi, Ascomycota, Pichiomycetes, Serinales, Debaryomycetaceae. The record is from RefSeq and is a predicted model, not a curated record. The transcript has a single exon.